UCGAGUCGUGUCGUCAGUCGGGAGUGGUGACUCGCUCUCCCAGCUUAUCGACCGGUCCCACCAAUCGUUAUCGUUACAGUCGUAUCGCCUCGCAUCGUUACCCUCGUAGACGACCGUGUGUGUACCUGUGGUGUAUCACUUGUGUGUCGUUUACCAUCCUCCUCCGGGAGUCGGGUUCGUAAUCGAUAACAGAGAGUAAAACCGCCCGGUGCAGUCUUGUGGAUUAUUCGAUACCGUUUGAUACUAUAUACUGCAAGUGUGUUAUGGUGUUGAACGAAACUAAAACGCUGCGAAAGUGAACAGAAGACAGCACUUGAACUUUUAAUUAGAUGGAUACUCUACCUUCGCCAGGAGACGCGGGAGGAAGAUGAACGCGAUGGGAAGGGCUGUCACAUCUUGUCUACUGUGGCUCCUAGUGCAGUGCCUUGCUACACAGUUUGCUAAAGGAGCAUGUGAAUUUCCCAUCUCGUGGUCUGGCCGGUGGUUCCAGAGCGGGGUGCAACACCACCUGGUAGUAAACUCCACAACUAUCGAGACCAAGGGCAGCUGUGUCGAGCAUGAUGGUGACAAGUUCCUUGUUGAAGACAAGUCAGAGAGGUGCUAUAGGUGUGUUGUCAUUCAUGAAAAACACCCCAAUGUUCUACAGUACAAAGAAACCUAUUGUGUCAACAAGCACGGAGGCCUGGACGACCUCUGUAUGCAGAUUACGGGGGAUGCGCCUCUGUUCUCAAUGUUCCGCUCGGACGCGGCACCCACCCCUUGCCCCUUCCGGCCGCCCUUCACAUUCACCUACAACCGGGGAUCGGCCGACUGCAUCACGCCGGUGUCCAGGGCAGACGCCUGCACGGAAGACUCAAGACUUUUGCUAAGGUACCAAGCCUGCGCAGAUGUGCACAACUCAGAAAGCACAGUGGAAGAGCUAGUGUGCCUAGCCUGGUGGAAAGACGGCUCUACCCGGUACCUCGUUGGCCAGUUGCAGCACAAGAUGGCGACCAGUGACGAGGACCGCUACCGCUGCUUCGUCUGGGAGAAGAGGUCCUAUGGGAAAAAAGUGUCAUUCGACGUGGCACAAUCUGGAGACGCUACCUGUAACGGCCUCCUGUCACCCACAGAGGGCUCUAGGACUAUGCGGUUAACGAAAGUGGAGUCGCACCACCACGGAGACUCCAAGUCCUGCCGUUUCCCCAAGUGGCUCACUGAGCACCACCAGUGGCACACCCUGGACCACAGUAAAACAUUCCACUUCUCCCCUCGCAACGCUACCCUCAAGGAGAGCGUGAGCCCGGCCGGCAGCCCCAGCAAGGUGCAGAUGCGAGCUGUCUGUCACUCGUACGAGACUGAUUCCGACACCCAGGCUAGAAUUGUUGUCCAUAUCACUAUAGGCUGUCAAAGUGGAUACUCCUGUUUUGUAUUUUACAAAAGGGACGGCCACGUCAUUGAACUUCAACACUCAAAGAACAGCACCUCUCAGCCCGAGGAUGCUUGUCAUCCGAACAACUUUAAUCCGCAGACCUUGCCUUUCACUACCUUAAUUACAUCUUCCCCUGAAUUACGUCAGUGUCCGUUCGUAGGCCGGUACUUAGUGAGUGAAGGUAACACAGCCAGCGCCAGCAAACAGAUGCUGGAAGAGAAGAUUACGUGUGACCAGCAAUAUCAAGCUCUCCUGUGGGCUGUGGGCCCGAGCAUACCAUGGAGUUCCACUCUCAGUGCAGCUCUGAAGCUGUUUCUGGUAAGCAUUGUAGGCCGCUACUUAGUGAGUGAAGGUAACACAGCCAGCGCCAGCAAACAGAUUCUGGAAGAGAAGAUCACAUGUGACCAGCAAUAUCAAGCUCUCCUGGUGGGCUGUGGGCCCGAGCAUACCAUGGAGUUCCACUCUCAGUGCAGCUCUGAAGCUGUUUCUGCUUACUCUUGCCACGCCGACUGGUCGGACAGCAAUGCCACGACCAGGUACCUGAUCGCCUCGCCACUGAGCAGGAAGUCGGUCGGCGCCCGGCGGUACUGCUUCGUCAUGUACAACUCACCGGAGACCGGGCAGAGUGCCCUGCUGCAGGUGGCCACUGUCACUGAGAGUUGUCACAGGCACGUGUUACCUGGAGCCACUGGCCAGUACUGGGCCUUCAAUAUGACUCAGCAUGGUAAGUGCGGAGACUCUAGCGGUGAGCGGACCUCACCUAUGUCUGCCGCGCUGAUCUACAUUGUUACCGUGACGUUAACGGUGCUGAGUCAGGUGUUGGUGCUGAGGUGAUGCUAGUGCUCUCAGCCCCUGUCAAACCGUCAACCCUUAGAGCCUCCACCACUACACACGACAUAGUCAGUCCACCUUGGAUCUACGCUUUACAAUAGUGGAAGCUUUUUCAGAUGCACACUUGACAAUAUCCUUGUUUCAGAACCAAAUUCUUUAUUACUCUACUUGUGGAAUUCGAAUACAAGUGGAACCGAUUCAGAUAGUCAAAUAAAAUAAGUGUAAAUCAAGUUAUGUUACAACAUUUCUAUACGGAACAAAAUGCUAAACAAGAGUACGAUAGGUGGAGGGAGAAUCUCUUUAAUAAGGGUUAUAGCAUUUAUCCUGAACUGAUGGAUUUCAAAUUUUUAAAUAUUUCGACAGAAUAGCCACAUUUGUCGUAUUUCAAUACUAUUUUCAUUAUUCUUCCAGCAUGUAACAAAAGUUCUAAAUAAGUACAGAUGUUUGUACUCUGCCCAGAUGUAAACAAACCAAAACCUACAAAACGAAAUUGUCCAAUCUCGUAUACAUGUCCGUAAAUAUUUUUCAAGUGCAGUUCAACCAGUAAAACGUACAAAACGAACAGUGAUAGUAAGAGUAUGUAACGGUACAGGUACUGGCCUCACCACUACUUACAUGUACCGGCGAAUGUCGAGUGUUCAUCCCCAGUGCAGAGUAACCGGGUGAGAGACAAUGACAGAACUCUGCCGAGUCUGUUUCUGUGAUGGUGCUACAGUGUAAAAUAUGAGUAAUCAGCUUCUGCAGCCUACUCAUUAAAGAGUAUAUUUUCCAUUCAACACCAUUACUCAACAGUUUAUUUGAAAGUAUUUUAAUUUGAAAUGAUAUAUUUUCUAAAGUGUUGCUUUCUAUUACCGAAUUAUAUAAAGUGUCCAUGCCAUGUAAUGUGUAUUUUCGCUUAACGAAUGCUAUUGUUAUAAGUUUGUUGCAAUGGAAAAAUUACUCUACAAGUGAUUCAUUAACUGAAAUAAUGAUUGUACAGCUUGUUAAUUAUUUUAUAUAUAAAACUAUAUUUAGUAUAUUUUGAGCAGUUAAAAGAAAAAUAGGUUAACUGUAACUAUUAGUUAAUGACUGAUAACACACUAAGAAUAUUCCUCAAAAGUUCCUGAAAUAUGAAUUGGCUUCUGAAAUAAUGUUCAAGAAUAAAAUAAAGUAUAUAAGCUCAUGCGAGGAGGACUAUAGUUGAAUUAAUUACACAAUAUGACUGGAACCUGUCAGGGGAAUGAUGCCACCGUUUCAAAGCAGCCAAUCAGGUCGUCUCAAAUCGUAAGGUGUUGCCGUCACCACAUCCGCCCUUCACACGCUAUUCUCAGUCUUUGCUUAGUAUCCGACAUGUGCGCUUCACUCUUACUGUAUAUCCUCGUGUCCUGUGCUGUUGUAGGAGCGCACUGACCAUGAACGGUCCUUUUCAGGACUUGUUUAGCAGUUUUAUUAAACAUUUGGUGCGUUUAUAACGUUUGUAUUGGAUGUAUUGGGUAUUGUAUAAAUGCGAAUAGGAGUGGACUGCGUCAUGUGUAUGCGUAGUACAUGUCGAAGGAGUACCCUACUAUAAAAAAGCAAUCGUUGAAGGAUAUACAUUUAUUUAAUACUUCUUCUUUUUCGUUUGCUAUAGAACACCUUGGGUUUAAAUACAAGUUAGUUGGCAAACUUUUAAAGGCCAGAUGUAGAUGCAUUGCGGUGUAGAUUUCCUCGCCAUGAAGUGUAGAUUUCAUCAAACGUAAAUUUUUAUUAAGUAGUCUGGCUUGAUAAAACGUGGUUGAACCCAGACCACUCCAAAAAGGCCGUUUGUACAGAUGACAGUUCAAGGCACAAUGCCCGUACCUUUCGGAGAAGGGGGAAGAAUAAUACUCCUUCACGCAAGUAGAACCAAGUGGUUUAUUCCAAUCUGUCUUCUUCUUUAUUCGAAGAAAAAUAGUGAGUGCCUGAAGAAAUAGAUGACGUAUAGUUUUUAGGCUGGUUCAAUAACAAACUUAUUCCAACAAAUUCGAAACGAAAUGCAAUAAUAAUAGUAUUUGAUAAUGAUACAUACCUUUCUAAAGUGUUGGACAAGACCCCAGCAAUAUAUUCAAAAAAUGAUUGAUGUAAGAAUUGCUAAAAAAAUCACAAGAUUUACUUUGAAGAUGACAUGAAGAAAGCAGAACGAUUGGAAAUCAUAAAUUCACAGAAUCCUCAUUUUCCAAAAUGUUUUAUUUGUGAGUUAGCUAAGGAGUGUGGCCUUACUGUAAUUCGUUUACCUCCGUACAACUGCCAUUUAAAUGCUAUAAAGUUGGUUUGAUGCAAAAUCACAGGGCGUUACAACAAACAACAAGACAUUCAACAACGAUGGAAGUAACAAGAUUAAUCAAGAAAGGCAUAGAUUUAAUAACACAAGAUUCGUGGAAAAGAGUAGUUUCGCUCCAAAAAACACCUAACGAUUCAAGGUAAACGAUCUAAUGUCGCUUUUCCCCCUCCCCACCAAUGACUUAAGCCAGUCCUAUUUUGUAAUAAAUUCAUCUAUAAUGAGAAUUUAUAACUACGGAAAUGCAACAUUAUAUAAACACUCAUACAACGAAAGAAGUAUAUUUUUAACAUUGUUCGUAUGGAUAUCUGGUUCCAAUGUGUUCCUAAUAACUAAUAACAAUACUUAUAAUUGAAUGUGUUUAAAAAAUUCUUGAGUUUCACAAUUAUAUCACUCAACUCUAAAACCGCUGAAGUGAAUAUUGAGAUUCAAAACCUUUUGAGACUGCUCCAAAUAUAUGUCCGGUUAAAUACAUUUCAAUAGCUGUUGAUAAAUCCAAGUAAUUUACUUAGACAGUAUGAUUUACAAGUAAGUAAACUAUGUUCGUACUUAGAUAUUUGAUAUUUAAUUGGAAACUGAAUAAAUUUGUGUAAGUAUGUAUAUUUCACUCCUAAUUGUAUUGUUUUGUUGUUUAUGUAUAUUUCAUGUUGUUGAUAAAUCAAAUUUACGCCUCUACACCGUAUGAUUUAUCAGAUCGUAUGAAUCUAUAGGUUUGUAUUGAGCCAUUUCAUAUUAAUUGGAGGCCACUAUAUUUGUGUAACUAUGUAUAUUUCUCUCUCAAUUUAUUGUAUUAUUUUGUUUUCUCAUAUACAACGCUUUGGUAUGGGAUUUAGAGAGACAUUAUCAAGUGACCAAUGUUUGAAGAGACUUUGUGCAUUGUAUAGUUGUUAAUAAUAAUAAUAUUACUAUUGAUUAUUCUCAUAAUUCGUUCCAAAGCCUAUGAAAACAAAAAAUAUAUAUUUUACGACAUG
Molecule: messenger RNA, 5488 nt
Organism: Homalodisca vitripennis (glassy-winged sharpshooter)
Lineage: Eukaryota; Metazoa; Arthropoda; Insecta; Hemiptera; Cicadellidae
Exons: 14
Coding region: 368-2245 (625 amino acids)
Source: RefSeq, a predicted model, not a curated record